Patiria miniata (bat star) is the source of this 3344-nucleotide messenger RNA. Its product is annotated as neuroendocrine protein 7B2-like. Gene Ontology annotation, cellular component: secretory granule. The record is from RefSeq and is a predicted model, not a curated record. The transcript has 8 exons. Bases 160 to 900 code for a protein of 246 amino acids. Lineage: Eukaryota; Metazoa; Echinodermata; Asteroidea; Valvatida; Asterinidae. Gene Ontology annotation, molecular function: enzyme regulator activity. Gene Ontology annotation, biological process: neuropeptide signaling pathway; regulation of hormone secretion.
UCUGUGCGCCGUUUCUGUCCCCCGUCACAUGCACGUCACGUCAUUGCUGAAUAUUAUUAUCAUCUACGCCGAAUUUUCCAGUAUUGCAGAGAGCCCUUUUUGUGUCGACAGAUAAACAGUUGGAAUUUAUAAAACGGAAUACAUCUAAAAGUGACCAAGAUGAAUCUUUCGCUCGUCGUCUCAGUCUUGAGCAGCGCCCUCUUUCUGGUCUGCGGCGCCUACCCCUUCAGCUCCUCGGACCGACUGGCCCUGCGCAGCUACCUGAGGGAUACGUUGCUAGGCGACGUCGGGGAUGCCAUGGUUGGCCCGGCAACCAGGGAGGAGAGCGCCGCCAUGAACAAACUCAUCAUUCCGCCCAACACCUUUGUGUCAGGUGGAGCAGGAGAAGGCAAACAACACCUUGGAUCAGCCGGGAAGAUCCCCAACAAACAGGUGGCUAUACCGGAGGUCCACGCUGGCUACUCGACUCCGCCCAACCCCUGCCCCAAGACGAUGGACGAGAAAGACAAGGAGAGCGUGAAGUCUACCCUUCACCCCCGGCUGAAGUGUUUCUGCGAGAAUGGAUGGCAGGACGAUGAAGCGGAAACCCUGGACUGCACUGAAUCUGAAAAUUGCUGCUUGGCUACCAUGUCCAACACUGCCGCCUUCGUGAGUCAGUACCAGCAGACCGGUGAGGCCCAGGAGCAGCAGUACAUGCCGUUCAAACGGAAUCAGUACAGUCAGGGUGAAAAGAGAGGUCAACUCGUGGCCAAGAAGUCUCCCGAGAUCAUAGCCAAACGAAGCCUGGGAGUUAGACGAUCUGGAACAAAGCGUUUCAAUCCUUACCUUGACAACCAACCGUACAUCGAUAGCCUCGUUGCUAAGAAGGCACCCAGACUCUCCGGUUUCCCCGCCAUGUAGGAGGCUUGACCUCGUGUCAAAGGUCACUGAUGACAUCCGGCCUAUGUGAAUAUUAAUGUCAUGUUUCAUCAUCAACUGGGAUUCACUACACAUGUGUCUAUCAUUUUCUCUUUUAAAAUCGAAACAUUUUGGUAAAAAAGAUAAAUAACACAACGAAAAUGAUAUUGAUAUUCACAUGAAUGCACUACAUGAAACAGGUGACGAAAAUGUAUUAUGUUUAAUGUGACCCGCUCUGCUGAAAUGAAUGACUGGUCUUUUGACCGGUGGGACAGUUGGCCAGUUACGUUGAAGGAAUAACAUUUGUAUUUUUUAAACGAGAUUUGACAAUCUGAUUUGUCACAAAUUCAUCCAUUUUUUUCCAAAUCAAACUAGGUCUUAGUUUCUGCUCUGCAAUAGCCAAAGUUUAGAAACCGUUGGAAAAGCCAAUCUUUCCAACAUUUUGACAAUUUUAGAGUCAACUGUGGCAAUACGGGCAAGAAGUGUGAACGCAUCAAGUUAUUUUAGAACUUACUUUUUUUUUUCACUUUCCAGAGCGGGUCACAUUGACUGCUGAAAAAAAAAUGUCCAGUCAGAAGUUGUCAGAGUAAAAGUGCGCGUUGUGUUUUGGUUAUUUGUUUAAUAAUUUUCAAGUUUCGGGGUUUUUUUAAUAUAAAAAAGAACAGUGAUUUACUACAGUGGAUCUCUCACCGAAAAUACAACAUUAUACCGAAGAGAUAAAAUACAGGGGAAAAUGACUUCACAGGAUUUAACUGCUCAUAUCAAUUUACUGUUUGGUAGAAAGGGCAAGUUCGAUCGAGGACCAGUGGUCAACUAGUGGUUGAUUCGUGAAGUGUGUUACGCCUGCGCUUAAGCCAAAGUUAAUCAUAGUUCGCGCUCGAACAUCCUCGUGGAAUGACAUCUGGACUAGGUAAAACCUUGCUAUCUUCUCUGAACAAGUACACUCCAAAAGGUGUGUUUAGCAACUAAACACAAUCUUGCUAUAUCACUUUGUAAACAUGUUUAGAAGCUAAAAAUUACGUGCCCAAUUGCUAAACAGUAUCCAUCAAUACUAGUAUUUAAACAUGUUAGCAAAGUGAUAGCAAGAAAGUGUUUAGAAAAGUUUGUAAUUGCUAAACACAGUAUUUGCAGUGUAAUUGUCUUGUCAGGAUGACAAAUUACAUCCUUCUAUCGAUAAAUUUGACAAUAUGAAUCUUUAAGGGUCGUUUUUAAACUCUCUCCUAGUUUUGUUUUUCUUGGGGAGUCAAACCCAAUCGGAUGUGAAAGCAGGUUCCUGGCGGUGCGUUUGAAUUGAACACCAUAUCGAUCCAUCGCGCAGGUAUCAAAAGCAUUUAUCAGCAAUCGAGGAUUAAAUGGAAAAUGAUCGUGUGAUUGUUAUACUUUUUUUUUAUUAUAGUCUUUUUGUAAUGUCCCGUUUUUGCCACUCGCCCAGCGGAGAAAUCCAACGUGGAUUUUGUGUUUGGCGUAUAAAUGUUGUAAACAGAAAUUAUUACUAUACUUCACAAAUUAUUAACAUCGUAAUAAUAUUAAUCACUUAAUGAAGUACAUAAUAUUUACACAGAAUUUAAGUAUAGUUUGCAUGUAUAUUGCAUAUACGUAUGUGGUACGGUACUUAUUUAGAUCUGUUUAGUUCACCUGUAAUGUUCACAGUGUGUGGGUGGAUGGAAAAGACGCUUUGAAUUCAGGUUCAUUAAACAAAUUAGCAAAGAUAAUGUAGGCCUAGUGACAUUACGGAAUAACGGAUUGGUUUAUAAAUUAAAAAAAAAUGUUACCACUUUGGCAAACAACCGGAUCAAAAGUCAUUGGUAAAUGUGCUCACUAGAAAUAUUGCGUUUAAGAAUUCAAGUCCAAGUCCCAAUUCGAAUCGGUCGUUUUUAGUUGUGGCAACGGCUUCGGUUUUUGACACCGAAAUGCUGCUGUGAAAAAAAUACAAGAAACGGCCCUUUUUGGACGCAGCCUUGCAAUUGCAUGCAUGCAAAGGGUUUGUAUGUAUAUAUUGUGUAUAGAAAAUAUAUUGCACAAAAUAUCUUGAUUGUAUUAAAUUUUGGUCGACUGCUAUUAAUUUUAAAAGGAAAUUCCUUGAUAUUUUGAGUAGUAAAUUGGCUAAAAUAUUGUAUUGAGUUACUGCAUGAUGUAAGUGUAAUCAUUUGUGUGCGUAGUAGAAAUUCCAUGCAUUUACUAGAAUUAAGUUAUGACGACCCCAGUUGUUCUGAUGAAUACUAAGUUGUUUUAAGAUUAUCACCUUGAAAAAAAAAUUAAGGUAAAGGUUUAGUAAUUGCCUCUGGUAUUAUUGUUGAUCUUAUUUUAAGUUAUUAAUACGUAUUAUAUAAUUUAUUGAUAAUUUUCCGGAUACCAUUGGCUGACACCUUGCUUAAAUUUGCUGAAAUCCGACGCUUGCCCUAGAAAUCAAUGUGAAUCCAAACUUGACAAUAAAGGCAUAUAACCCC